AUGUGCACACCGCCACGCCGGGCCCGGCCGCAAGACCGUACGGCGGAUACGGACGCGAUAGACUGGAAUGUUCCGGCCAUCGACGGACUACUGUCUGAUGUGUUCGGUACAGCUGUCGACUCGGACCCCUCGAUCGAGAGCGGUCUGGCGCUGCACGAAGAGCCUGGCACCCUCGAUGGUCUCAGGCGAGAGGAUGACGGAACGGCAGCCUUCCUGGAGAAGGACGCCGCCACAGGAGCGAAUGGUGUGAUCUCGGAUCUCCGUCGGCAACUGUCAAUCGCGCAAGCCCUCAAUCGGGACCUCCAGGCCCAGCGUCGUGACUUGUGCGAGCCGACGGUCGCUGCACCCUGUAUCGACGAGGUCGAACGCAGGAUGCAUCCGCUGCGAGACCAAUGUGACGGCCUGAAAGCGGAAAACUGCCGACUGAAGCAUCGCAUUGAUCUGCUCCUGGACGACAGAGAACGAACACGAAGCGACCUCACCGACAUGCACAAGAUAUGUGCUCAAAUCAUCAGGUCCAUGACCAAGGUCCUGGACACACGAGAUCACACCAUCCACGAACUAUGCCUAUCCGAAUGCAACUGA
Molecule: messenger RNA, 585 nt
Organism: Saxophila tyrrhenica
Lineage: Eukaryota; Fungi; Ascomycota; Dothideomycetes; Mycosphaerellales; Extremaceae
Exons: 1
Coding region: 1-585 (194 amino acids)
Source: RefSeq, a predicted model, not a curated record